UUCACCCUUUCAAUGUCUUUUCUAUUAUUAAUUCCUAACUUCUCCUAUAAAAACCUUCCUCUCUAAUUCAAAAAAUAUUCAUCAACUCAAAUCUUUACAAUUUCUUCUCUCAAUCAAUCCAUGUAUCUUCCUCAAGAUCCAACAAAAACUCAUGAUGCGGCGGCGAGAAUCUCGGCCGUGAUUUUACUCGCAUUGCUGAGUUUAGCCACCGUGGAAGGUAAAAGGUCGUGCCCGACUAAUUAUUUACAAGUUCCGGCAAUCAGUUGCCGGAAACACACGGCGUUGAUUACAGACUUCGGCGGCGUAGGCGACGGUGUAACUUCAAAUACUCAGGCGUUCCGGCGAGCGAUUGAACAUCUCAGCUCACUGGCAGCGGACGGCGGUGCUCAGUUGACUGUGCCACCGGGAAAAUGGCUGACCGGAAGUUUUAAUCUGACCAGCCAUUUCACACUCUUUGUUCAUAAAGAUGCAAAAAUUCUUGGUUCCCAGGUGGAGAAUGAAUCGGAAUGGCCACAAGUCGCACUUCUACCAUCUUAUGGGGUAGGAAGAGAUGCUCCUGGUGGAAGAUACAGCAGUCUCAUCUUUGGAACCAAUCUCACCGACGUCGUCAUCACCGGUAACAAUGGUACCAUUGACGGGCAAGGAGCUUACUGGUGGGAUAAGUUCCACAAAGGCGAGCUUAACUUGACACGGCCCUACCUGAUUGAGAUUAUGUACUCCGAUCAAAUUCAGAUUUCUGAUCUAACUUUGGUCAAUUCUCCCUCCUGGUUUGUCCAUCCCAUCUACAGUAAGAAUGUGAUUAUCCAAGGUCUCACCAUUCUUGCUCCCAUCGACUCUCCCAACACCGACGGAAUCGACCCAGAUUCCUGCUCCAACACUCGUAUCGAAGACUGCUUCAUUGUCUCCGGCGAUGACUGCAUUGCCGUCAAGAGUGGAUGGGAUCAGUACGGUAUCAAAUUUGGAAUGCCAACUGAAGACCUCGUCAUUAAACGCCUCACCUGCAUUUCCCCGGAUUCUGCUGGCGUCGCUCUCGGCAGUGAAAUGUCCGGCGGUAUCCGCAACGUCAGAAUCGAAAACUUCACCGGAAUCAAUACACAAUCCGCUGUGAGAAUCAAAACCGCUCGUGGACGUGGGGGUUUCGUGAAGGAUAUUUUCGUCCGUGGAAUGUAUCUAUCGACGAUGAAAUACGUGUUCUGGAUGACCGGAAACUACAAAUCGCAUCCUGAUGACAAGUUCGACCCCGCGGCGUUGCCAGAGAUUACGAACAUUAAUUACAGAGAUGUGGUGGCGGAAAAUGUCACUUACUCGGCGAGAUUGGAGGGGAUUUCAGGAGAUCCGUUCACCAAUAUCUGUAUUUCGAAUGUUAAGAUUGGACUAACGGCGACGCCUAAAAAGUUGCAGUGGAACUGUACGGAUGUUGAGGGAUUCAGUAGCGAUGUGGUGCCGCCGCCUUGUGCUCCUCUGGCAAAGGCGGGGAAAAGCGGCGGAUGUGACUUUCCUGAGGAUCAACUUCCGAUUGAGAGGGUUCAGUUGAAGACUUGCUUUGUUCAAAAUCCCACCGUCGUGUGAAGCAUUUGAUGGAAUAAACUGUGUUAUGGAUUUAAUUAUUGUCCCAUCCAAAAAUGAAAUGAACUCUAUUUAUAGAGAUAAUGUACUCAUUUCCAAAAAGCUUUGUUUGAAAUAUCUAUGAAUAUUCAAGUAUCAAAUAUUAAACUUUUAUCUUCUGCGUGAA
Molecule: messenger RNA, 1732 nt
Organism: Cucumis sativus (cucumber)
Lineage: Eukaryota; Viridiplantae; Streptophyta; Magnoliopsida; Cucurbitales; Cucurbitaceae
Product: probable polygalacturonase
Exons: 4
Coding region: 121-1569 (482 amino acids)
Biological process (GO): carbohydrate metabolic process
Molecular function (GO): polygalacturonase activity
Source: RefSeq, a predicted model, not a curated record